Messenger RNA from Procambarus clarkii (red swamp crayfish), 1077 nucleotides. RefSeq names its product zinc finger protein 699-like. The record is from RefSeq and is a predicted model, not a curated record. Gene Ontology annotation, cellular component: nucleus. Lineage: Eukaryota; Metazoa; Arthropoda; Malacostraca; Decapoda; Cambaridae. Gene Ontology annotation, biological process: regulation of transcription by RNA polymerase II. Gene Ontology annotation, molecular function: DNA-binding transcription factor activity, RNA polymerase II-specific; RNA polymerase II transcription regulatory region sequence-specific DNA binding.
AUGACUACUAAUAACGUAGGAAUACAACACUCAAAAGAUAUCCCAGAAACUGACCCAGACAAUGACAGCCACCUGCAUGCACUGGAACUGGAAGGAACAUCAUCAAAAGGAGCUGUAGAUGGGCUUGGUACAGCAUGUGAGACACACAGUAGUGGCAGUAAUAUACACCACCUGAAGAUUAAAUUGUCUACGAGUUUGAGCAAACAAUGUCCUGCUUGCUCUUCUAUAUUCCAAAGUCAUCUUAGUUUGAGAAAUCACUUAAAAAAUGCCCACUUUGACCUGGAAUUUCUGAAGUGUUUACAUUGCAGCAGUGAGAUAUAUGGUAAUUAUGAAAUGUUUCUAGAUCAUUUAAGGUCACACUUGGAUCAAGAGGGAGAGGAGGCUGCAACAGGGAGUGAGGCUAAGACUCAAGAAUGCCAAGUGUGCCAUAAGCAAGUGCGAAAAAUAAAUUUUUUACGUCAUUUAGCGUCUCAUAAGAAAGUCCCAUGUCCUGAGUGUAAGACUCAUAUUCUUCCACACAAUCUUAAGCGUCAUGUAAAUGACUGUCACACGAGGGGGAGAAAUUAUCCAUGCCCUGACUGUCCAACUAUGUAUCAUGAUGCUUCUAGUUUGUUAAGUCACCGCAAGAGGAAUCAUUUUGGUGAUGAGACACGACACCACCUAUGUAAAGUGUGCAGCAAGAAAUUCCUAUCGCCGUCUGACCUUCGUAUCCAUAUGAAUGGUGUUCACAACAAUAUUAAAAGGUUUGUGUGCGAGUUCUGUGGGCUUGGAUUCAAGGUCUCAUCAGCACUCUUGUAUCACCGUCGCCUGCACACCGGGGAGAGGCCCCACUCAUGUUCAAAGUGUGAGAGAUCAUUUCAUAUCCCGUCUUACUUAAAGCGUCACCUGAAGCGUGACCAUCAAGAAGAGUAUCUAGGCGUGUACUACAAGAAAGGGCAACCAAAAAGUCGAGAAGAUCGUAGUCGGGCUAGGCGACAUGGCUCACACCUUCCAAGCACAGCAGUUCCAUUUAUAAAUGAACCAAGUAUAUCAAAACAAGAGGUUUUGGAGAUCACAGUGCCUACUGAAAUGGAUUAG